This is a messenger RNA of Sphenostylis stenocarpa, 939 nucleotides long. The record is from the annotation of a GenBank genome assembly. NCBI's taxonomy places the organism in Eukaryota, Viridiplantae, Streptophyta, Magnoliopsida, Fabales, Fabaceae.
AUGUCCCCUUUGUACAAUUCUCGAAUGACCCAAACCGAGCUGGUGAAAAGUACCCCAGGUGUUGAAAGGCUUGCAGUUUUUGACACAGGGAGUGAUCUCUCUUGGGUGCAAUGUUCCCCUUGCAAAACAUGUUACCCCCAAGAUGCUCCUUUAUUCGAUCCAACCCAAUCUUCCACGUACGUGGAUGUUGCAUGUGAUUCACAAGCAUGCACUCUGAUUCCCCAAAACCAACGUGAUUGUACGAAUUCUAGGCAAUGCAUUUACCUUCACCAGUAUGGUGCGAGUUCAAUCACCAUAGGGAAAUUGGGCUCUGACACCAUUAGCUUUGGGUCCACAAGCAUGGGCCAAGGUGCAACAUUUCCCAAAUCAGUUUUUGGAGUGGUAUCUUCAACCUCCACUGGGAAAUUGAAAUUCGGGAACCAUCCAACACAAGCAGCAACAAAUGGGGUUGUGUCCACACCCUUUAUGAUCAACCCUUUUUUACCCUCGUUCUAUCUCCUCAACCUAGAGGGUAUAUCAAUUGGUCAAAAAAAGGUGUUGACUGGUCAAACUGGUGGCAACAUAAUCAUUGAUUCAGUGCCAAUAUUGACACAUCUUGAACAACGAAUUUACGCCGAUUUCAUGAGUUCAGUUAAAGAAGUGUUUAAGGUGGAGGCAGCAGAAGAUGCUCCAACCCAAUUCGAGUUUUGUGUCAGAAACCCUUCAAACAUGAAGCUCCCUCCGUUUGUAUUGCAUUUCACAGGGGCUGAUGUUGUGCUAAACCCAAACAACCUAUUCAUUGUCGUGGACAACAACAUGGUUUGCAUGACAGUGGUACCCACCACUGGAAUUUCCAUCUUUGGAAAUUGGGCACAGGUUGAUUUUCAAGUGGAGAGAAAAAAGCUUCUUUUGCUACUACCAAUUGCAGCAGCUAUUAAUUGCCUUACACUAUCUUCAUAA